AUUACUCUCUCGAAUUCUCUCGAAUUUAGGCAAUUUUCUCAUUCAUUUUACUUGAUUUCUGUGUUAUCAAAACUCGUUUCUGUAUCUCGAAGGAAUAGAAACUCUUCGUUGAAUAAUCCAGUUGGCAAAUAAGCAUAAAGGUUUUACUUUCAAAAUGGCUACAAUUACAAAACUUGUUAAUCUAUCACGUGCAUCUGCUCUCCUUAGAAAUUGUCGGCUUUACUCAACCCCAGGCACACAAUAUGAAAUGAUCAAGAAAGAUUUAGCCGGCGAAAAAAAGAAUGUUGGAGUUAUUCAUUUGAAUCGACCAAAAGCAUUAAAUGCACUUUGUCGUCAAUUAAUGACUGAACUAAGUCAAGCAUUGACCGAAUAUGAAAAUGAUGCGUCGAUCGGUGCUAUUGUUAUUACCGGCAAUGAAAAGGCAUUUGCUGCCGGUGCCGAUAUCAAAGAAAUGAUGGGAAAUACAUACGCUGAAUGCAUUAUUGGUAAUUUCCUCGCUGAUUGGACAAAAGUCAGCAAUGUUCGCAAACCAACAAUCGCUGCUGUCAAUGGAUAUGCAUUGGGUGGUGGUUGUGAACUUGCUAUGAUGUGUGACAUCAUUUAUGCUGGUGAUAAAGCUAAAUUCGGUCAACCAGAAAUCGCAAUUGGAACAAUUCCUGGUGCUGGAGGAUCACAAAGAUUAACACGAGUCAUUGGAAAAUCAAAGGCAAUGGAAAUGUGUUUGACUGGCAAUAUGAUUACUGCUGAAGAAGCUGAAAGAACUGGAAUGGUCAGCAAAAUCUUCCCUGCCGAUCAACUGCUUAACGAAGCUGUUAAACUUGGCGAGAAAAUUUCCUCACACUCUCCAUUGACAGUCGCUUUGUGCAAAGAAGCAGUUAAUGUCGCUUAUGAAACGACACUUCAAGAAGGUUUACGCUUCGAACGGCGAACAUUCCACGCCACUUUCAGCACAAAAGAUCAGAAAGAAGGCAUGAAAGCUUUCUCUGAAAAACGAGCUCCAAACUUCACCAGUGAAUAAUUUUACAGGAAAAUGUUUUUAAACAAAAUUAGUAAGAAAACAUGAAAGUGCAUUUAUUUUUGUUGUAUCAACUUUGAAAGUAAAACAAAUAAUUUCUAAUGAAAACAAAUCUUCUCUUUUUAUUUUACUAAUUUUAUUUUUUUAUAUUCAACCGAGUUUAAUUUAAAAAUCUCAACUUGUUCAUUUAGGUAUAUUAAUUUGAGAAAGAUU
Messenger RNA from Clunio marinus, 1228 nucleotides. The record is from the annotation of a GenBank genome assembly. Lineage: Eukaryota; Metazoa; Arthropoda; Insecta; Diptera; Chironomidae.